This is a messenger RNA of Cylindrotheca closterium, 765 nucleotides long. NCBI's taxonomy places the organism in Eukaryota, Bacillariophyta, Bacillariophyceae, Bacillariales, Bacillariaceae. The record is from the annotation of a GenBank genome assembly.
AUGAAUCACCAACAUUUUCGAGGAAGCACGUUAGUGUGCUUCCAUAGAGUGUCACCGGAUGCUGAAGAUUGCCUAGCGUAUGACACCAAUCGAGUGUCCAACCACAAGGAGAGAGAUACUAUGAUCUCGAGUACUAUGAUCUCGAGUCAAGCUUGUAGCGUUCAGGAUGAUUCGCAAAAGCCAAAGCAGCAGCAACAACAAAAGCAGCAGCAGCAACAGCAACAAGAUAAUACUGCAAAGACGGCACAAGGAGACUCUUCUUCCGAUGAAGGCUCCAUCAGCUUGGAACAGCUUGUGCCAAUCCAUCAGCAGGAUGGACCAACCAUCACCAAAAAACUGAACCAUUCCAAUUCCAGCUCGAACAGCAGCCUCAAACUCCUUUCGUUUGACAACAAAGUCUCUGUUUUGGAGUUCAACACUGUGAUUGGCGAUAAUCCAGGUGUCUCGGGAGGCUGUCCCAUCGCCUUGGGACAAGAGCUGGCCAACAAGAGCACUGCCAGUUUGCGGCAUUUGGAUUACGAGCACGAAGCCCGAACAGCACGAGGACGUGCUUCCCAAAAGCCGCAAAAACUAUCCCUGACAGAACGGGCCAACCGAUUGCAUCAGGCUGGCUUUUCCGUCAAGGAGAUUGCCACGGCUACCUAUGAUACCCUCCAAGCCAAGGAAAAGAGACUGAGAACCAAUCAGAAACGACAAUGGGAUAGCUUUAACUUGUGGGUGGAAUCCGUCCAACGCAAGGUCAAGAAGUUGAUUACUGGUCCAUGA